AUGUCGCCUUCAACUAUCAUGAUUGACACGAGCGACGACUUCGCCUUCCCCAUUGCCAAGCCGGCGCAAAACGGCUCUGCUGCCGGGGCCGCUCGAACCCUCCUCCUUGCCCCGCCGUCGAUUGCGAGCCACGAAGAGAAGCUGCGCCAGGUCUUGGCCGCCCACGACCGAUCCGUGACAGACUUGCAAAUGCUCGAUCGCCUGUCGGCCGGUCUCGUCUCUCUCCCCGCCUCUACAUACGAUCUGAUUCUUGUUCUGAGCGAUGCCGACGGUACACGGUCCGAGUCGACUCUCUUGCUGAACCGUGACGUUUUUGCAAAGGUUGUGCCAUCGCUCAAGGUCGGGGGCAAGCUUCAAGCACAAAACAGCACUCUGGGCCAAGGCACUGACAGCCCAGAUGCUCGUGAAGCCGUGCUGGCAGGACUGGUUGCUGGCCCAGAUGGCUUCACAAAGGCCGAAGAGGAGGAAGCAGCCGUACCGCUCAAGCUGUCCUUUGGCAAAUCAAAGAAGAGAAGCGCCGCUGGCCCUCCAGUAGCUACCGUGACGGUAGCCGAGACAAACGGCGUGGACAAGAAACUCAGCAUGGCGCCUCCGGUAUCAAAGCCCGCUGGUGUUGGCUUUGUGGAUCUCGAAGAUGAUUUCGACUUUGGCGAUGACGAUGACUUGAUUGACGAAGACACAUUGUUGACGGAGGAGGAUCUCAAUCAGACUUUGGCAGUCCCGGCCGAAUGCGUGCCAAAGGUUGGCAAGAGGCGGCGUGCUUGCAAGGAUUGCACAUGUGGUCUCGCAGAGAAGCUAGCUGCCGAAGACGCCAAGAAGAGGGAAGACGCAGACGCCGCAUUGAAGUCCUUGAAGCUUGGCGCAGAUGAUCUGAACGAGCUGGACUUUACAGUACAGGGCAAGGUGGGAUCUUGCGGAAACUGCUCGCUAGGCGAUGCCUUCCGAUGCGAUGGCUGUCCAUAUUUGGGCAUGCCGGCCUUCAAGCCUGGCGAGGAAGUGCGGUUGCUGAACAAUGAGAUUCAGCUAUGA
Messenger RNA from Pestalotiopsis fici W106-1, 1029 nucleotides. RefSeq names its product Fe-S cluster assembly protein dre2. Gene Ontology annotation, biological process: iron-sulfur cluster assembly. The transcript has 2 exons. Lineage: Eukaryota; Fungi; Ascomycota; Sordariomycetes; Amphisphaeriales; Sporocadaceae. Bases 1 to 1029 code for a protein of 342 amino acids. Gene Ontology annotation, molecular function: iron-sulfur cluster binding. Gene Ontology annotation, cellular component: cytoplasm. The record is from RefSeq and is a predicted model, not a curated record.